Molecule: messenger RNA, 1878 nt
Organism: Scomber scombrus (Atlantic mackerel)
Lineage: Eukaryota; Metazoa; Chordata; Actinopteri; Scombriformes; Scombridae
Exons: 3
Coding region: 1-1323 (440 amino acids)
Source: RefSeq, a predicted model, not a curated record
AUGACCGCCAUUCAUAUCCCCAUUGUGAACUGUUCCCACUUCAUUCUCUACAGUUUCCUCUUCAGUCCCAACCCAGUUCAGGAAGUGUUGAGGGGGAGGAGAGAGGAAGAUGAAGAUAAACAUCACAUAGGAGGGUCGGAGGAGGGGGGAAAAACUGGGAGGGCGCAGAGUCCAGCUUUCUCCACCGAGCAGCAAACCGGCCAAAAAAGUGAGGCUCAAUCGAGGGAAGCAAUGCUUCACCAUCAGGACCAACAUCUUAACGCGGCCUACGGAGGCCCCAACAAUGGCUCCUCAUCCUCGCUUCGAAACAGGAAGUGCGACAAAGACGGCAACUUCAACUUCCUGCCUGGCAAAGAUGAUGAAAGCUUCGGAGGAGGAGGAGGAGGAGGAGGAGGAGACGAGAACCAAAAUCAGGUGCGUCCUCGUAACUUGGGCCCGUUAGGUCGCGACACUCCCAACUCUUCUUCCUCCUCGUCCCCCGGGUAUCAUCAAAACGCGGGGGUCACGUCGCCCCGCUCCCGCAUGCCCUGCUGGAGAACCCUGGAGCCCCUGCCGGAAAUCGAGAGCGGGGAUGACGGGUUCGGCCGAGUGCCCCCGGACGGAGCGGAGGAAAGGAGGAUGGAGGAAGAGGAGGUGAGGAUGAUGAUGAUGAUGAGCCAGAAUGAGGAGAAGCAGAGAGAGAAGCUGCAGAGUAGGAAAGGCAGCUUGGGUUUCAAAGGAAGAGAGAAAGAAGAGGAAGAGGCGGAGGAUAGCGACGAAUGGGGAGACAGCGACGACUCCGACUCUGAGUUCAGCUUCCGAUCCGACAGGCUGCCCUCCCUCAACCUGGAGGGAGGAGGCGAAGGGAUGCUCAUGGGAGGCUGGGACCGCAUCGGUGUCGGGGAACCCAAAUCUAACAACCAGGAGAGUGACCUGACCAGAAACAGCAACAGAAAUCCAGCUGAAAGACACCAUAGCUUCAGCCGCAAGUCGCUGACGGGAAGCAACCUGGGAAAUGUCAUGGAGGAAGGAGCAGAGGACCAACAUGAAGAUCAGUCAUCAGACUCCGACGGCGAGAUGCCAGAGCUAAUGGACACCGUCUGGACACUGCGGGACCGUGAGCGCUUCAAGGCCCAGGAGAUGGAGAAGCACCAGGUGCAGCUGACCAUGUACCGCCGGCUGGCUCUGAUCCGCUGGGUCCGCACCCUGCAGAGCCGCAUCCUGGAGCAGCAGAACCGCCUGCAGUCCAGCUUCGACGUCAUCCUCACACACAGGAAGGAACUGCUGCGUAUGGGCGCCGCCGUGGCCAACACCGCGGCCACCGCCACUGUCGUACAGUCGUAGAGAGAGAGAGGGGAGACACUGAAACAGGAAGCAGUUUACAGAGAGGGAACUCAAACUGCAUUUUUACCCUGUUUGCUUCUAUCCUGAAGACAUUUCCCCUUAAAAUAAGACAAUCUCCCAUCACCCUGUCUGCUGCUUUUGAGUUUUCACACUCAUGUCACUGACUGUAAUGACACAAAAACUUUGUGUUUUUAUUGAUUUCCGGUAUGGUGUCCCACCCAGAGCAUCAAUACAUGUAUUCAACCCAUCUUAAACCUCCAUUAAACCUCUCUAACUACACCAAACCAAAAUAUAAGACUUACGAUUGGUCAAAGCAAUGAGAUGAUGAUGAACACGUUAUCAUGAGAUUAAUAUGUUGUUUAUAUCAAAAAAAUAUUCUAUAUGUGUAUGAUGUCUUUGUUUGUCUUGACCUGUGUGUAGAAAACAUCUGCAAUACCAAAAAAAAAGUAUUGAAAAAUAUAAACAGAAUUUAACAGUGUUAUAGAUGAUUUAUACCUCGAAAUGAUUAAGCUGUAUAUGGAGAGAUAUGAUAAAUUAAAACAAUGAAUAAAAUUA